Messenger RNA from Phlebotomus papatasi, 7016 nucleotides. RefSeq names its product mucin-5AC. Lineage: Eukaryota; Metazoa; Arthropoda; Insecta; Diptera; Psychodidae. The record is from RefSeq and is a predicted model, not a curated record. Bases 100 to 3105 code for a protein of 1001 amino acids. The transcript is spliced from 5 exons.
GCGACGAUAAUCCUAAAGACAGACACUUAAAUCUCAGGAAAGUUUUUUUUCUUCAAAAAAUCUCGCAUUCUCCGGGGUCCGGGGAUCGUAAGACCAGUGAUGGAAGGCUCGAGACAAGAAUCAACGAUGAACAUACGAUUAGUGACUGCAAGUUUGUGUCUAGCUGUGCUCCUCAAUGCAAGUGCCACACAUGCGGCUAUUUAUACACCAGGAGGUGCUGUCUAUGUGAAUCCUGAACAGGAGAUUCAGGCAUCGCCGAGUCAGCAAACGAUAAAUUAUGUCACACAAACAGUUUAUGGAUUUUUGGAUUUCACAACUACCAUCGGCAACACCGUGAUGCUCUUUUCGCCACAAAGUUCAUCACCAGCUGUGGUGUCUUCAAGUGUUCAGGAGGUGACGCCAACUCAAGUGGUUGAGGUUGAGCCAACAAAAGUAGAAGUUAAAUCCACAAAAAUCGAGGUGAAACCUACGAAAGUGGAAGAGAAGAAGCCUAUUUCUGUAGUGACUAAGGAAAUCAAAUCCCCGCCGUCGUCAAUUGUGAAUGUAGUGACUGCAGUAGAGCAGCCCGAGAGGCCAUCAGUAGUGAGUGUGGUGAAUGUGGUUCAGCCCGUGACAGUGGCUACGUCCUCCCAUGUAGUCUCAACAAAAGUCGAUGUUAUUGUGCACAAAGAAACAGCACUGCCUAGCUCUGAGCCCACAGAAAUUCCUGAGAGCACUUCUGAGAAGACUGAGGAGAUUGAAGGGAAACCCGAUGGCUUGAUCAUUGAAUCGAGCAUCGUUGAGAUCAAUUCAAAUGUCAACUCAGACAUUCCCAUACAGAUUCCCAAUAAUAUUGCUGAGCCAGAGUAUGAUUUCCUGUCCAGGCAACCGGCGGAGUAUGUUGAAGAAACCUACAGGGUGCACAAUUUGAGAGGGAACAAGCCUCAUAUUAAAACCAGGCCGACGGAAGCUCAAAGAAGGGACAGUUUGCAUCCCACAGGAUUGGUUACGAAGCUAGGAGGGACUGUAGUUAAGGACGGAGUAACAACAAUUCACGAAACCAGUGUUAUUGGGACUUAUAUCUCGGGAAAAUAUGCUCAGGUUCUGCAGAGUUCAUCACAAAUCUUCCACAAUCCCAAUAAACCCAAGCUAGCUCCUUCUCCUUCCUUGAAAAUUCUCAAGACAGCCGCUCCGGCUAUUCCCAAGGCUCACAGGCAUACCGUCGAAGCUACUCCGAGCCUGGACAGCUACGAAGAUAGCUACACAACAGCUUCCGGACGCCUAAGCAAACGCCCAGUUGGUAUCCCGCCAACAAGCCCUGCUGAUUUCAAGAGUCGCUUCCGGAAUCGCAAAUACAACCAAGAGCCCCAAGAUUAUGCUGAAGAAGUCACUCCAGCUACGGAGAAGGUUACCACGAAGAAGUACAGAAGCAAUCAGAAGUACAACAGACCUUCAUCUGAAGUCAAUACAGUUUCCGUCUUUCCGGAAACGAGCUCAGUCCCCGCUUUUAGGCGCAACAAAGCUUCUAGGCAUGAAUUUAAGCCAACAUCCACAGUCAGCCAGAAUGAAGCAUACACCCGCCGAGGUUUCAAACCCAAACCUCAUCCGACGAGUGUGGACAAUGAACAGGCUUCCACGAGUCUCUACAAAUUCAAACUCAAUCGAACUCCUGGAAGGUGGCAAUAUAAAACCACUCCGAAACCUCGAGUAAAUAUUCGCAAAUCCACGGAUGAACCCAAAGAAACCGCCACGGAAACAGCCAAUCUCGAGGGAAGGUCAGACGAUGGGGAUCUCGAUGGACAGCCUUCUUUGACCGGAGACAUUCUGCAGGAUGACGGACGAAAUGGAAUUGAGAAACCCCUGCCCGUGGAGACGCUGAAAGUUGAAAUCUCAACGCCAUCGGACUUUGCGGAUGUCUACUACGAAAUUGCCACUAUCAAAUCACCCUACACGUUCCAGGUGGGACCAGUGAAGAAAACUCGCUUCAUUACAGUCACCUCCACCUUCGAGAAGACUCUAGAACCUGAGACAACCACCACAGAACUCACAGGACCCUUGACGGAGAACAUUCUAGCUACGACAUCCCAUUUAGACAGUGAACACAAUCUCCUAGACUCCACAAUAGCCACCCUCCCGCCCCUUUAUAUGACAGAUGAGGGUGAAACUCCAUCCCUCGAGACCCUUACUGAGACUUUCAGUACUACCCAUGAGCUUCUGAAAACCCACAUUCUGCCCAUUGUUUACAAUGAGAACAGUACCGAGAGCCACACGCUGAUCCAGACCUACCAUGUUACGCGCCUUGUCACCGCCACGAAGACCCUACCUCCCAUGGAGAGCUACCACUUCGUACCUAGCAAGACCUUCAAUGAGUUCAACAGUCGCCUGGAUGAGGCUGGAUCGGAAUUGCAUCUGGAACUGGAAUUUGGGGACAACAACGAAGAAGAUGAAGACGAUGAGACGGCACGUCAGGAGCUUCCAGCUGAAUUGGACUUGUCCAAGGUGGGUACUGACCUGGAUCUACUGGGACUGGAUCGUGUUCCAGCUAUUGUGCCAAAAUCCAAGCCGAAAGUCACUAAGACAUCCGUUGAGGCCACAACGCCCAAAUCUACGGAAAUUCAGCCAGAAAUCCAGCAAUUGCUGCGACUUCUCAAUCCAGCAGCAGCAAAUCUACCCCAAGUGAUUACAUCUUCUAAGCCAAUCGUUAAACUAGAGACAGUUUACGAUUCCCAUGUCAUUCCCAUCUUCAAUGGCGUCUCCACAAUCUUCAGCACACUGACAAGGCCAAUUGGGACAGUAACAAAGACAGAUUAUGAAUAUGAGACAACGACAAUCCAACCAUCUCUUCCUAUUCCUCCUGUUCCCAUGAAUCCUCUCUUCCCUCAACAGCCACAAUUCCAGAUCACAUCUGCUCCCAUCGUAACAAAUACCAUAGUCACUGUUACAGAUAGUAAAGUCCUGAAGUUGACAUUCGGUGCCAAAACAGCCUAUACGACGCUGUUCUCAACUCACGUAACCCCGACUCUGGUCACAACCUACGUCACCACUUCCGUUCCUGUUGCGGCCAAUCCAGCCGCUUUCCCAGGCUACUUCCCUGCCCCCUACGCUCCCUUCCCCUACGUCGGAUAGACCCUUGGGGAUCAACUGCCAGGAGAUGCCACCUGAGUGAGUACCUUUCAUUAGCUUGGGGAUUUUGUAAAUGGAAAUUGAUUAUUUUAUUUAGCGGCAAGAUAAAACAGUAGUAAAAUUUUCGAAAUAUUUCUAAGGAAUUGACAAAUAUUUUGUUGAUUUUCUUUGACGAAUUUUGUAAUUUAUUUUUCAGUAUUUUUGUUAAGUUAUCAGAUUUACAAAUAAUUAGAUAUGAGUUUAUUUGUAAAAGUUUGGAAAAGUUUGUAAAAAAAGGAGUUACCAGUGAUUUACAAAUUUCUAGCAUAAAUUUACAAAAGUUUGUUAGGGUGAUUAAUUUUUUUAUUGAAGAUUUUCGAAAUUCAAAGGGCAGACAACUGUGUCGGUAAAUUGAACACCAAUUUGUCGAUCUAUUGCAUUUUUUCUGUUCUUUUGCAAAAAUUUUGUUGAUGUAUCGAUAUUUUCUAAAAAUCGUGGAGAUCUACUGACCUUUUGUGAAGCUCGAGAAGUUUACAGCGAGGUUUUGCAAAGAUCGUGUCGAUGUUCCGAACUUCUGCGAAGUUCAUAUCGAUCUUUUGCGAGGUUUCUGUCAGUCUGACGGCCUUGUAAAAAGAUCGUGUCGACUUGGCGAUGUUUUCUUGUAAAAAGAUCGUAUCGACUUGGCGAUGUUUUCUUGUGAAAAGAUCGUAUCGACUUGGCGAUGUUUUAUUGUAAAAAGAUCGUAUCGACUUGGCGAUGUUUUUCGAAGUUCGAGCUAAAUUCGGCAAAGUUUAUGUCGAUCUACCUGAAUUUUUGCCAAGUUCGUAUCAGUGUGCCGAUUUCUAGAGAAGAUCAUGUCGAUUUUUCAACUGUUUGCGAAGUUUAUAUCGAUCUUUUGCGAAGUCCAUGUCAAUCUGCUGACCUUUUGCGAAGUUCAUGUCGAUUUGAAGGUAUUUUUCGAAGUCCGUGUCAGUCUGUCGAUCUUUUCCGAAGUUUCUAUGAGUCCGCCGAUCUCUUAAAAAAAACUUGUCGAACUGUCGACCUAUUGCGAAGUUUAAAACGAUCUUUUGCGUAUCCCGUGUCAAUCUGCCGCCCUUUUGAAAGGAUCGUGUCGACUUGGCGAUGUAUUACGAAGUUCAUAUCGAUCUUUCGUGACGUUUCUGUGAUCUGCCGUUCUGAAUGUGUCGAUCUGCUGACCUUUUGCGAACUUCAUUUCAUAUCUCUCGUUUGCGAAGUUUCUUGGAGCCUCUGCCGACCUUUUAAAAAAAUCGUGUCGAUCUUCCGAUCUUUUGCGGAGUUCACAUCAAUCUUCUGCGAAGUUCAUAUUAUUCUACCGACCUUUUGAAGGGAUCGUGUCGACUUGGCGAUGUUUUGCGGAGUUCAUAUCGAUCUUUAGUGAAGUUUCCGAGUUUUUUGAAAGAAUCGUGUCGACUUAACGAUGUUUUGUGAAGUCCGUAUUAGUCUACCAACCUUUUGCGGAGUUCAUAUCGAUCUUUUGCAAGGUUUUCCGUGAGUCUGCCGACCUUUUAAAAAAAAAUCGUGUCGAUCUGUCGUCGUUUUACGUAGUUCAUUUCGAUCUUCUGCGAAGUUCAUGUCAAUCUGCCGACCUUUUGAAGGGAUCGUGUGGACUUAGCGAUGUUUUGCGAAAUCCAUAUCGAUCUCUUACGAAGUCCGUAUUAGUCUGCCGACUUUUUGCGCAGUUCAUAUCGAUCUUUUGCAAAGUUUCUGUGAGCCCGCUGACCUUUUAAAUAAAAUGUCGACUUGGCGAUGUUUUGCGAAGUCCAUGUCGAUCUUUUGCGAAGUCCGUAUUAGUCUUUCGAUCUUUAAAAAAAAUCGUGUCGAUUUGCCGACCUUUUUCGAAGUUCAUAUCGAUCUUUUCCGAAGUUCGUGUCAGUCUGUCGACCUUUUCCGAAGUUUCUGUGAGAUCAACCUUUUGUGACGCUCAUGGCAAUCUUUUGCGAAGUUCCAGGCAGUUUGCCGCCCUUUUGAGAAGAUUGUGUCGAAUUGGCGAUGUUUCGCAAGGUUCUUGUGAAGUUUUGCAAAAGUUUAUGUCGAUCUGUCGACCUUAGCGAAGUUCUUGUCCAUCUGCCGACCUUUUGAAAACAUCAUGUCGAUCUGCCGAUAUUUCACGAAGUUCGAGUCAAUCUUUUGCAAAGCUUAUGUUGAUCUGCUGAACUUUUGUAAAAUCUAUGUCGAUCUUUUGCAAAAAUCGUGUCGAUCUGUGGAUGUUUCGCGUAGAUCGAGUCGAACUUGUGCAAAAAUCAUGCCAUUCUAUCUACCGGAGACUUGUCAAAGUUCAAGAAGUUCUUGUCGAUCUUUUGCAAAGCCUAUGUUGAUCUGCUGAAGUUUUGUAAAAUCUAUGUCGAUCUUUUGCAAAAAUCGUGUCGAUCUGUGGAUGUUUCGCGUAGAUCGAGUCGAACUUGUGCAAAAAUCAUGCCAUUCUAUCUACCGGAGACUUGUCAAAGUUCAAGAAGUUCUUGUCGAUCUUUUGCAAAGCCUAUGUUGAUCUGCUGAAGUUUUGUAAAAUUUAUAUCGAUCUUUUGCAAAAAUCGUGUCGAUCUGUGGAUGUUUCGCGUAGAUCGAGUCGAACUUGUGCAAAAAUCAUGCUGUUCUACCGGAGACUUGUCAAAGUUCAAGAAGUUCUUGUCGAUCCAAUGCAAAGAUUUUGUCGAUCUCCUGAAGUUUUGUAAAGCCUGUGUCGAUCUUCUGCAAAAAUCGUGUCGAUCUGUGGAUGUUUCGCGUAGAUCGAGUCGAACUUGUGCAAAAAUCAUGCUAUUUCACCGGACACUUGUCAAAGUUCAAGAAGUUCUUGUCGGUCUGUCGACAUUUCGCUAAGGCCGUGUCAAACAUUUCCAAAUUUUUUCAGACUAACGAGGUUUUGCAAAAUCGUGUCGAUCUGUCGAUGUUUCGCGUAGAUCGAGUCGAACUUGUGCAAAAAUCAUGCCAUUCUACCGGAGACUUGUCAAAGUUCAAGAAGUUCUUGUCGAUCUGUCGAUAUUUCGCUAAGGCCGUGUCAAACAUUUGCAAGUUUUUUUUCAGACUAACGAGGUUUUGCAAAGAUCGUGUCGAUCUGUCGGUACUUUAGAAUGUGUAUUUCGAUCUAUCGAUUAUUGAUACUAAAUUAAUGCUGAUUUGCCAAUUUCAUUCCAAAAUUCAAAUAAUAGAAUUAACAAAACUCUGAUAAAUUCGCCAAUAUUUGUCAAUUUUACAAAUUAUUCCUAAACGAAAAGUAAAAAUAGAAGAUCAAUUUCCACUUUGCAAUAUUUCCCAUCCAUUUUAUACCACAUCAAUUGAAUGAGGAGUUUUCCGGAUUCUCAGCUGGAAUCAUCAAUCCUUGUGCAGUUUCUUUUUUCAGUUCAAUCCUAUCAAUUGGCCAAAUGAUUGAAUUCUAAUUAGGAAAUUUAUUAAUUUGUUCCUGCCAUUUGUGCCCUUUUUUUGCAUUUCAUUAAAUAUUGAAUUCCUUCUUUUGCAUUUCGUGGGAAAAUUAUUGGGAAAUCCCACACGCUUUCCAAUUACUGAUAGAAAUCACCAAAUUGACGUGAUUGAGCUGAAGCGCAAGGAAAUGACAUUAUGCAAUGAUUCUGCUGAGAAUUUGUGGAAUGGAGAAUGUAAUUUAAAAAGAAAAAAAAAUAAUAAUUAUGUUAAAGAGAGCGAGAAUAAGUGAAAUUUGCGAUACAAAAAUUCCACCCAAAUACUCGAAUUUAAAAGAAAAAAGGUGAAAAAAGGAAAAUGUGUAAAAAAAAAACUAAGGUUUUAUACUUCUUUUUGGGAAGAGGUAUAAUGUACAAGUGGAUAGUGGAGGAAGUAAAAUUUUUGUAAAUAUAUUUGGUGCUGUAAAAGCUAUUGAGAAAAAAAAAGAACGAGAGAGACCUUUAAAUACUCUUAAAAUUAGAUGUUUAAAUUGCUAGGAAUAAAUGAGAAAUAUUUUCUAAAUA